Zophobas morio is the source of this 1569-nucleotide messenger RNA. It is a transcript of the gene Fkbp59, whose product is annotated as FK506-binding protein 59. The transcript has 6 exons. Bases 159 to 1523 code for a protein of 454 amino acids. Gene Ontology annotation, molecular function: protein binding; peptidyl-prolyl cis-trans isomerase activity. The record is from RefSeq and is a predicted model, not a curated record. NCBI's taxonomy places the organism in Eukaryota, Metazoa, Arthropoda, Insecta, Coleoptera, Tenebrionidae.
UCGCAUUUCGUCCCCAGAUCGACUCAGUUCGCUACUGCGUUUAAAAGGUGGUUGUGUACUUGACAGUUCACUACAAAGAAACUUUUUUUAAUUAAAAACAAUUUAAUCAAACCAGAUACUUUUUUAAACAACCGGCUCUAGAAUAUUCCACCGUAACCAUGCCGGAACCCAUUGAUAUUUCCCCAAAUGAAGAUAACGGCGUGCUCAAGGAAAUUUUGCAAGAGGGACAAGGCGAUGAGUAUCCACCACCAGGAUCCAAAGUUAAAGUCCAUUAUACCGGGACUUUAACUGAUGGAACAAAAUUUGACUCAAGCAGGGAUCGAAAUGAGCCCUUUGAAUUUGAUUUAGGGAAAGGUAGCGUGAUAAAGGCGUGGGAUAUCGGUGUGGCGACUAUGAAAAAGGGCGAAAGGGCGAUGUUAACGUGCGCUUCUGAGUAUGCCUAUGGAAAGUCUGGUAGUGGUCCGACGAUACCUCCAGACGCCACAUUGAAAUUUGAUGUGGAAGUUAUAGGGUGGAAAUGUGAAGACAUCAGCCCUAAAAAAGAUGGAAGUAUUGAAAGACAACUAAUAACAGCAGGAGAGGGGUAUACAUAUCCGAAUGAUGGUGCUACAGUAGAAGUGAGUUUGGUGGGUAAACACGACGGGAAAGAGUUCGACGUGCGUGACGUCACAUUCACAGUGGGUGAAGGUUCUGAACAAAAUGUUAUAUUAGGUAUAGACAAAGCAAUUGAGAAGUUUAAAAAGGGUGAAACUUCUAAGUUGAUUAUUAAACCACAUUAUGCUUUUGGAUCUCAGGGAUCUACCGAAUUUAACAUUCCUCCCAAUGCAACAGUCGAAUAUACAGUAACAUUGAAGGAGUUUGAAAGAGUUAAAGAAAGCUGGGCUUUGGACACAAAAGAGCGCGUAGAACAGGCCAAAAUAUUCAAAGAAAAAGGCACUGGCUACUUUAAAGUUUCAAAGUUCAAACUCGCCAUUAAAAUGUACAAAAAAAUUAUUGACUAUUUAGAUUCUCAAAAAGAUGAUGACCUCCAAAAGGAAAUUGAUGCUCUUAUUUUAGCAGCACAUCUUAAUUUGUCUUUAUGCUAUUUGAAGAUUGAAGACAACUUUGAAGCAAAAACUUCAGCAACUGCUGCUUUAGCAAUUGAUGCUGAUAACGUAAAAGCAUUGUUUAGAAGAGGACAAGCUUUAUUAAAGCUUGGAGAACCCAAAGAUGCUUCAAAUGAUUUUUCACAAUGUCUCAAGUUAGAUCCUGAAAACUCAGCUGCCAAAACACAACAAGCGUUGUGUGCUAAAACGCUUAAAGAACAGCUGCAAAGAGAGAAAAAAGUUUAUGCCAAUAUGUUCGACAAAUUUGCAAAAAUGGAUGCCCAGAGGGAAGAAAUAGAAAAAAAGAAAGAACCAAAUGUGAUGUCAUCAGUGGGAGAGUGGGGUAAGGAAGAUCGAGAAAGAGAACCAAGCGAGUUUGAAAAGGAAAAUCCGAAUAUUUUGUUGCUUAAUGGUAGUGGAGAAUUUAAAGACAUGUAAACUGUUUUGCUCUUUUCAUACUGAAUAAAUCUAGUUUAAAGCUAAA